Hibiscus syriacus is the source of this 1242-nucleotide messenger RNA. RefSeq lists its product as uncharacterized. Lineage: Eukaryota; Viridiplantae; Streptophyta; Magnoliopsida; Malvales; Malvaceae. The coding region runs from base 1 to 1242 and encodes 413 amino acids. The transcript has a single exon. The record is from RefSeq and is a predicted model, not a curated record.
AUGGCGAUCAAAGGCGGGAAGCUAGACGGGGGAGAAUCUAUCCGAAAGCCUCCAGCAAGAAGAAAGGAUAAUGAGGUCAGUAAUGUGAAGAAAUAUGAUUCUAAUAACAUUACAGUAUCCCGACCUCAAGCCACAACAUCGUCUGCACCAAAUCCUGUUAAGCAAGGGGCGAAACAACCAAGACAAGAAAAUAAAAGGGUUCAAUUUGACCCCAUCCCUAUGACCUAUAAAGAACUAUUCCAGAUCUUGUACGACAAACAUGUGGUGUCAGCUUACCACACUUCUCCAAUGCAGCCUCCUUACCCAAAAUGGUUUGACAUCAAUGCUCAAUGUGAGUAUCAUGCGGGGGCAUCGGGGCAUUCAAUUGAAAACUGUAUGGCCUUUAAAAAGUUGGUGCAGAGAUUAAUACAAAGAAAUGUCAUCAACUUCGGUGACAGUGAGCAGCCCAAUGUGGCUCAGAACCCAUUAUCGAACCAUGCAAGGACAGGGGUUAAUGAUGUUAUUGAAGGAAGAGGGAACGGAGUUAUAACUAGAGUCAAUGAAGUGAAGUCGCCCAUGCAUUGGGUAUGGGGGAAAAUGGUCAAAGUAGGCUGGUUGACCUUUAAUGCUAACGAGAAUAAGCAUGCUUGCCCCUACCACAGUUGCGACGAUCAUGUCUUUCAAAACUGUGAUGAGUUUAAGGACUUGGUUCAAAGGCUGAUGGAUAGUAAAGACAUGGAAUUCUACCAUAAAGCUACGAAAGAGAAAGAGGUAGAGAUUUGUGCUUCCGAAGGCACAUCCAAGGGACUUUACAAUACUAACUGCCCUUUAGUCAUCACACCGAAAGCCCAGACUAUAGAAAGGUUAAUACCUAAAGUAGUGAUCAUGCCUCCAUCGUCCUUUCCUUAUAAGGACAACAAGCAUGUCCCUUGGAGGUAUGGAUGCCAACUAGAGAAUGUUGAGAGUUCAGAGGUUGCUAUGGAAGAGGUGGAUGAGGUAGGCCACUUCACUAGAAGUGGGAGAUGUUAUUCUCCCAACCAGACAAGUGAACCCGAGAAAAGAGCGGCCGUUAAAAAAGGGAAAAGGGUUGAGAUAUUGCUGAAAGAUGAUGAGACAAGAAUUAAGGAGCCAGUAACUGAGAACAAGGCUGUGGAGUUUUUAAAAUUUUUGAAGCAUAGUGAGUACAACAUCGUAGAACAACUACACAAGUUGCCAGCUAAUAUCUCGAUUUUGGCUCUACUAUUAAGCUCUGAGGCACAUUGA